This is a messenger RNA of Austrofundulus limnaeus, 1072 nucleotides long. RefSeq names its product general transcription factor II-I repeat domain-containing protein 2A. Lineage: Eukaryota; Metazoa; Chordata; Actinopteri; Cyprinodontiformes; Rivulidae. The record is from RefSeq and is a predicted model, not a curated record.
ACCCAGAAUGGAAAUGGCACCUCACAUUUUUAACAGACAUGACAGAAAUGCUGAACAGCUUUAACUUGCAGCUACAAGGCCAGGGGAAGCUCAUUUGUGAAAUGUAUUCCCACAUAAAAGCAUUUGAGGUGAAACUAGAGCUGCUUUUGGGACAAGAGAAAAAGCACAGCUUCAUCCAUCUCCCUGCUACACAAAACCUCUCUGCAGAGAACCCAGCGGUCYCGUUUCCAGCUGAAAAGUGGGUGGAAGCACUGGAAAUGCUGAAGGCGCAGUUCGGUGUGCGAUUCCGUGAACUACAUGUUUAUGCAAAAGAAUUCCGUCUUUUCCAGAAGCCCUUUGUUGCUAACACUGAUGAAGCCCCGCCUUCUUAUCAGUUUGAGUUGGCUGAGUAUGAUGUUCUGAAAGACGCGUUCAAGCCCAACAGUCUCAUUGACUUCUAUGCCGCCCUCCCAAACGACACGUACCCUAACAUCAGAAAACACGCAAUGAAGAUGUCCACACUUUUUGGCAGCACGAAUAUCUGCGAGCAAACCUUUUCACGCUKGAAGCUGCUGAAAACUCCAAUGAGAUCAAGAUUGACAGAUGAACAUYUGCAUCAGUGUUUGAGASUGGCAGUGACUAGAAUGGAACCUGACAUUCGACUUCUCACCAGCCAGAUGCAGGCCCAAAGUUCACACUGAUGAACAUACAAAGGUAAGCUCACUUUUCUGACUUGAAUGAGUCAUUCUGACUAUAAAAAUAUAAUCAUAAUAAAAUCUACUGGGAUAAAAUCCAUCUCCACAACCAUACUGGUAGUGGUACAGGUUGUGCUGUGUAGGUGCUGUAUCACUUAAUUCAGUUUCUCAGCCUGCUUGCUUUGUGAUUUUCACAGGGAAGUUGAUGAGAGAGARAGAGCUGCAAACAGCAAUGUCUACAAGCCUGCUGGAACCUACGAAAGGAUUAUAAGGAAGGAACACUUUGAGAGCCUGCUCAUAUGAGCCAUUUAAGUAAGAGAUUCUGCUCUGACAACUAAGCUGAACUUGGACCUGUUAAGAUUGUGCACGGCACAACAGAAAGUUUAUGUUAAAUGGAC